AUGCAUAAAAUGCAGUUAACCUCUAUAAGCUCGGUUAUUGCAUCUCACUUCGAUGUUCGUGCAUGGGCAACGGUAUCACAAAAUUAUCAUGUACAAGAAGUACUCAGUCGCCUUCUGCAUUCCAUAAGAGGCUUCAAACAAGAAUCAAGCCAAGAUAGUGCAGAAAAAUUAGCUGAGAAUCUAUACAAGUGUUUGAAGGACAAGAGAUACCUCAUUGUCCUGGACGAUGUGUGGGAUGGAGAGAUUGUGUUAAAAGUCAAAAGUUUGCUUCCUCAUGACAGUAAUGGAAGCCGGAUCUUGUUAACCAGUCGACUAGAAAAUGUUGCUGAGUAUGCUGAUCCUAAUUCGAUCAUUCUCCAAAUGAGCUUUCUCUAUACCGAUGAGUGUUGGGGGCUACUGCGUGGGUUGGUAUUUGGUGAAGAAUGUUGUCCUCCUGAAUUGGAGGAAUUAGGUAGAAAGAUUGCACAUCAUUGCAGAGGACUUCCACUUUCAAUUGUCCUGAUAGGUGGUCUCCUAUACAAAGCCGAGAGGACAAGAGAAUACUGGAGUUAUGUUGAACAUAAUAUUAAUGCAGAACAUUAUGGGUAUUUCUCUAUCCAGGGCAUUAUAUCUUUCUACUAUUACCAGUUGCCCCAUCAUUUGAGAGCAUGUUUUCUUUAUAUGGGUGUUCUCCCUGAAGAUUACGAGAUCCGUAGAUCCAAACUCAUAAAAUUAUGGGUUGCCAAUAGAUUUAUAAAGCCAGAAAGAUCGAAAAGCUUGGAAGAGGUGGCAGAGGAGUAUCUAAAAGACCUUAUUGAUAGAAAUCUGAUUAUGGUUCGUGAGUUUAAUUAUAGUGGUGAAAUCAAAACCUGCUGCAUCCAUGAUGCCUUGAGGGAAUUCUGCCAGAUGAAAACUAAGGAGAAGUUUAAUUCGGAUGAUGAGAAUCUUACAGAAGUCCAUGACAAUCUUCGACACAUUAGUAUUCUCUCAGAUUUGAAGAAUCAAAUCCCCAAAUUUGAUCUUGCAGACAAUCUUGAUUUACGUAUCCGCUCUGUUACAUAUUUUUUUGGCAAUAGCCCACAUGGUACAUAUUUUGUCAAGAGUUUUCGGCUGCUGAGGGUAUUGGAUGCACUCACAAUAUGGUUUGACGAGUUUCCUAUCGGAAUAGUUGAACUGGAGACUUUGAGGUUUAUUGCUUUGACUUAUUGGGCAAAGCAUAGGAUUCCUUCGUCAAUAUCCAAACUUCGCAAUCUGGAGACUUUAAUUGUUAAUCCAGGGAAACUGAGAUCCAUCUUUAAUACAUCAUUCCUACCGCUGGAAAUCUGGAAGAUGUCACGAUUGAGGCAUCUCUUGUUCGUGAUAAGUUUCUUGCCUUAUCCUACUGAUGCACUGAAUGGGGGAACUUUUGCACCCUUGGAAAACCUACAAACACUUACCAAUGUUAUAAACUUCAGAUGGACAAAGGAGGUCAUUCAAAUGAUGCCAAACCUGAAGAAAUUGGUAAUUUCGUACGAGCAUGAUGGGCGAACUGAGUGGUCAUCCUAUUGUUUUGACAAUUUUGUCCAUCUUCUUCAACUUGAAGUUUUGAAAUGCUUCUUUUUUGGGAAGUCUUAUAUAAAAUAUCAGGAUCCUCUACCAGUGAACUUUGCUUUCCCACAAAAACUCAGAAGGUUAACUUUGAGUGGCUGCAGACUAUCUUGGAAAAUUAUGACUGUUGUUGGUUCGUUGUCCAACCUCGAAGUGCUGAAACUCAAAUACCAUGCCUUCGAAGGCCCUGUUUGGGAAUCAAAUGAUGGGGAAUUUCGUCGAUUAAAAUUGCUGCUCAUACACAUGACUGAUCUGGAGCAUUGGAAAGUUGAUGAAAUGCACUUCCCAAGUCUUGAGCGCCUCAGUCUUCAGUACUGCUACAACCUGGUGGAGAUCCCUUCUGGAAUUGGAAAAAUACCAACUCUUCAAAAAAUCGAGUUGUGUGAAUGUAGCACAUCUGUUGUGACUUCAGCAAAAUUCAUAGAAGAAGAAAAAACACGCUUGGGAAAUAAUGGAUUUCAGGUUGCGCUAAAAGAUAAGGACACUGAUGUUUCUAGCUAACAAAGUGGAAAAGAAGACUAAGUUGCAAUGUUAUUUCAAGUGUUUUAUUGAGAUUAUGCUGUUGUUGUACAUUAUUGACACAUUAGAUGUCAAAAUAUAAAUGAACAUUGGACAUGUACUUUCAUUGUGGUAUUUUGACGGCAAUCAGCAGCAGUUACUUUUUUGUUGUUUCUUUGAAAUAAUGAGUACUUUCUUUUUUCCCA
Molecule: messenger RNA, 2270 nt
Organism: Olea europaea var. sylvestris
Lineage: Eukaryota; Viridiplantae; Streptophyta; Magnoliopsida; Lamiales; Oleaceae
Product: putative late blight resistance protein homolog R1A-4
Exons: 4
Coding region: 1-2067 (688 amino acids)
Biological process (GO): defense response to other organism
Molecular function (GO): ADP binding
Source: RefSeq, a predicted model, not a curated record